This is a messenger RNA of Drosophila pseudoobscura, 1217 nucleotides long. RefSeq names its product lysozyme. Lineage: Eukaryota; Metazoa; Arthropoda; Insecta; Diptera; Drosophilidae. Gene Ontology annotation, molecular function: lysozyme activity. The transcript is spliced from 5 exons. Bases 662 to 1102 code for a protein of 146 amino acids. The record is from RefSeq and is a predicted model, not a curated record.
GCUGCAAUGCAAAUGGAAAAAUUUUCAUGGAAAUUAUUGUAUUAUUGAAAGCAAAACACUUGGAUACAACAACAGAACGGCAGAUUGUGCGUUUUUAGGUCAAGCAGCGCCACCGCCACUGACACUCUGACACACAUACAGUGUGGCACCCGUAGGUGUUUGUGUCCAGCGGCCAGUGGCGGCGGCGGUGGUGCGUCUCACGCUGGAAUUUGUGCCUGUAUUGUGCCUGCAUCCGAGCUGAUCUCUGCAAGACAAUUUGCCAAUUUAGAGCUUAACGCAAUCAAAACUCGAGCGAUUUAUGCACUGUGAGAUAAUCUGUGGUCUUUACGGUUUGCGGAACUUGCGGAAAAUUUUCAAAUUUCACGCAUUUUCUGCCUCCCAAUAGACGUCCGAUCCUUCGCGGCCACCACCCCAAGCGUAUCGUCACGUCUUGUUGCGCCUCGCAGUGACACACUUAAGUUGCGUGCGAGGCUUUAAAAACCCAGAAUUCGGUCGGUACGCAUCCAGUGCCAUAGAAAUAAUUCCGCAGCAAAGUGCCCAGUGCUCGCAGUUGCCGCGGAAGGAAGCGCCACAAAGCCCCACAUACAGGAUUAGCAGUGGUCCCCCCUACAACAUUUGGACAGUCUCCUCUCACUCUCACUCUCAUUAUAUCCCCAUAUCCAUGGCCAAUCAGAUGCACAAGAGUGGUGCCCUGGUCCUGGUCCUCAAUCUGUUGCUGCUGACGCAGUCGGAGACGGAGGCCAAGCUGCUGACACGCUGCCAGCUGGCCAAAGAGCUGUUGCGCCACGACUUUCCGAGGAGCUAUCUGUCCAAUUGGGUUUGCCUUGUGGAGUCGGAGAGCGGACGCAGCACGUCCAAGUCCAUGCAGCUGCCCAACCAGAGCGUCAGCUAUGGACUCUUUCAGAUCAACAGCAAAAACUGGUGUCGCAAAGGUCGUCGCGGUGGCAUCUGCAACAUCAAAUGCGAAGAGUUCCUGAACGAUGAGAUCUCAGAUGAUUCACGCUGUGCCAUGCAGAUCUUCAAUCGCCACGGCUUCCAGGCCUGGCCCGGUUGGAUGAGCAAAUGUCGUGGGCGCACGUUGCCCGACGUCUCCCGCUGCUAGGACGGGCUGCCCCCAGACUUGCCCAUAAUUUCCCCGAUCUGCUCUCUAGCCUUAAACGUACUCUACUAUUACUCUAGCGACUAAUUAAUAAACAGCUUAAGCCAUGAUGCCCGUA